AUGCAUUUCUCUGUUGGGGACAUCAAGAAAAAAGAUCCUGGAAAGUCGCCCAAAAAAGACAAAGACCCAGUGAACAAAUCUGGGGGCAAGGCCAAAAAGAAAUGGUCCAAAGGCAAAGUUCGGGACAAGCUCAAUGACCUGGUCUUGUUUGACAAAGUGACAUAUGACAAACUCCGUAAGGAAGUUCCCAACUCUAAGCUUAUAAGCCCAGCUGCUGCCUCUGAGAGACUAAAGAUUCGGGGUUCCCUGGCCAGGGCAGCCCUUGAGGAGCUCCUUGGUAAAGGAUUUAUUGAACUGGCUUCAAGGCACAGAGCUCAAAUCAUUUACCCCAGAAACACCAAGGGGGGAGCUGCCCCAGCUGCUGAUGAAGAUGAUGCAUACACAGGUCCUACCAGCUCUUCAAGACCUACCACCAAGCCUCAACCAGUAGCUGCCCGCAGGCCUCUUCCAAAUAGAAAUCCUACAGGCACCAUUCUUGCCAGCUCACAUGGGGCAACCAGAGUUUCACAGCCAUGGCUAUUGGAAGUCAAAGGCUGGAUCCAGGUUCCAGGAGUUUCCAGGGAGUUUUGCCAUUUACUCAGCAACAGUCUGAAGCCCAACUACCACCAGCAGUUGUUGAAAUGA
Messenger RNA from Canis lupus familiaris (dog), 624 nucleotides. RefSeq names its product 40S ribosomal protein S25-like. Bases 1 to 624 code for a protein of 207 amino acids. Gene Ontology annotation, cellular component: cytosolic small ribosomal subunit. The record is from RefSeq and is a predicted model, not a curated record. Lineage: Eukaryota; Metazoa; Chordata; Mammalia; Carnivora; Canidae. The transcript has 3 exons. Gene Ontology annotation, molecular function: structural constituent of ribosome.